Molecule: messenger RNA, 725 nt
Organism: Trametes versicolor FP-101664 SS1
Lineage: Eukaryota; Fungi; Basidiomycota; Agaricomycetes; Polyporales; Polyporaceae
Exons: 3
Source: RefSeq, a predicted model, not a curated record
CCCCCGACCACGCUCUAAGCCUCCAGCAGGUCCUUCGGCUGCGGCUCCCACACGAGACUUACUUCAAGUACAUGGUGUGCCUCGUCGGCCCCGGGCUGCGCCCCGCAUACCCCGACCUCUACAUUACGCCCGAUAUGUGCAUCCUCAUCCUCCCCAACACCGGCCACCCCAUGGCCGACCGUGAGGCGCUCCGCUCGGACCCCCCGUUUCCGUUCGGCAACUUCUACCACUGGUCCGCAUCGGACAUGCGGCUGGACAUCCGGGUUGUGAACGAUGGGCGAGACUACGGCGUUGGGCCAAGAACGACCUUGCCCGUGGGCCAGCAUGUGAAGAUGGUGGGUAUACAGAACCGGGACAUGUGGCUGAGUAGCUGCGCCAGGAAGGAACGGGAUGGUACGCAGCAUGUUGCGGGCGUACCUGUACAGGCGGAAGAGCGGGACUCUCAGCCUCUGCUCGUGGAAAGCAUGCGGCGCGAGCGCUCGUGCACGUCAGCGCAAAGUCCGUCCCCAGCUGUCAUAGUGAAGGAUAUAGGCUAUGUCGGGAUCAACGAGUAUGGGGAACUAGAGGUUUCGCUCGACGUCGGUGCGCACUUCAAGGGGGACACUGAUGUUCCGAACCGGAUGGAGUUUAUGCGGCAGCGCGACGCGCUCAUCAGGAUUAUCGAGGAGAGCAAACUUCUUGCAAAGAAAGCGCUUGAGGAUACCAAGUCAAUUAUUGCCGCCUGA